AUGUCGACCUUUAACGGCUUGUUGGCCGAGUUCCCCGACAUUAGAGUCGACUUCUUCCGAAACCACCCAAACCGCAGGCCUCCCCUGGCUUGUUUCUUGAGCCAUGUCCAUACUGAUCACCUCGCUGGUCUCGACACUUUGCGCUCACCAUUCGUAUAUUGCUCUGCCGCCACCAGGGAGAUACUGCUCCGCCUAGAGACCGUCUCUCGCCGUAUCAACUAUGCCCAAGGCAUCCUGGAAGCUCGACAGCUGUCCUACAAGCACCUCAAGAACUUGUUGAAACCACUCCCACUUGACACCCCAGUCGAACUCGAACUCGAACCAGGGAAUCACAUCCAAGCCACCCUGCUAGAUGCCAACCAUUGUCCUGGCGCUGUCAUGUUCUUGUUCGAGGGUCAAGGAAAAGCAGCCCUUUACACUGGGGAUAUCCGGAGCGAACCAUGGCAUGUCAACGCUAUUGCAAGAUCACCGUCUAUGGUUCAGUAUGCAUACGGGUUGAAGACCCUCGAUACCAUAUACCUGGAUACAUCCUUCAUCGAAGACAUUGACUUUCCCACAAAGGCUCAGGGCAUCAGCGAGUUGCUGGACAAGGUCUCCAAGUAUCCUCCCAAUACCAUCUUCCACUUUCAGGCCUGGACAUAUGGGUACGAAGAUGUGUGGGUUGCCCUGUCCAAAGCACUGGGGUCAAGUGUCCACGUUGACGAAUACAAGAUGGGCAUUUAUCAGUCCCUCCUCGCCAAGGAUCCAGCCAACAAGCGUGACUUUGGUGUUCUGCAUCACGUGUCUCCUGAGGCUCCGGCACUUGUGGGAUUUAUGCGCGGUAAUUCGUACCACCCGGGCUGCCUGACAUUGGAUGAAAACGUCCGCCUCCAUAGCUGUGAGAAGGGCAACUAUUGCAAAACAGUUCGGGAAAACCCGGUAGUCCAGAUACAUCCCGUCCUUACCCACCUCAAUAACGGUGAAGACCUUCCGGAACUUGGCAUUGGCGGAGGCGGUGACGAUCUUGAGCACGACGAGGAGCAAGACCACUUGUCUCAGGUACAGAUACAAAUGGCCACCAAGUUCAUCCGAUGGCUUGAAAAGUCAGCUGAAAAAGUCGAACUUCUACCUCUCGAAUCUUUCGCCAGCGGCUCCAAGAUUGAAAUAGGCAUGGAACUGCUCACAUCCGGCGCAGAUAACAAGACUGCACUGCUGAAUUUCCUGCAAGAUCUGAUUAACAAGUCGAAAUCUCAGAUAGCUCUGGACAGGUCCCUUCUGGCCGCGAACAGCAGAGCCGAAGGAACACUGCCUAGCAUCAUCACCUUUCCUUAUUCGCGCCACUCGUCGUAUGCCGAACUUUGUCAUUUGGUUGAUGCUUUCAAACCAAAAGACGUAUGGCCCAACACUGUUAAUCCGCGCGAGUGGCUUGAACAAGGUAUUACCAUUGAACACUUGUUUGGAAAGCAUUGUUCUGGCAUUUCAUUUCGACACGAUCAGUUGAUGGAAGAGAUAUUUGGAACGAGAGAACAACCUAUCCAAAUCAGUGACGACAGCCAAUCCACAGCUAGCCAUCGUGCAAGCUCGUUCCAUGAAUCUUCAUCGCCGGCCCCACAGAUCGUCGACAACUGGGAUGGCACAACCAUUGCCCCCAAUCUGAACUUGGAGAGCAGCUUCUCUCAGAUUUCGGUUCAGUCUGAGGCUUCCUUUGACAUGCGCACUCAUGCCUUCCACCUGAUGCUUGACAACGCCAUGAACAACGCCGGCCACGAACUCGGUCUUAUAUCCACAAGGGACCACCACACCAACAUGGAAGUUGAACUAGGCGAAACAUGAUUGGAGCGCAUAUUCUCAAACCUUCAACGGCACUCUCUUUUGGAUGUCUCGGCUCCGGGACCCCCUUUUCUAGCGUUGUAGUGUAGCCACGAACACCGGUACUUGGCCGCGCCCAGCAUGGAGAAUCUUGUUUCCAGCAAUCGAAUUCGAAUGAUUUACCCCAGAAAAUCUGGAGAUCGACCUUGGACUGCAACACUCUCCGAUCAAUCUGUGGCAUGACGGGCAUGAUUUAGCCAUUUACAACCUGUUUCGGCCCUUCCCUCCUUUGCCAAAAUGUCACCUUACUACCCCCGUUACCCCAACUUUUGAUGUUUCAGGGCCAUGUGGAGUUCGUGGAGACACACUCUACGUCAAUAUCGGGAGGUGGCUUUCACAUGGGGACGGUGUAGCGUAUA
Neurospora tetraspora is the source of this 2207-nucleotide messenger RNA. Its product is annotated as beta-lactamase-like protein. The transcript is spliced from 6 exons. The record is from RefSeq and is a predicted model, not a curated record. Gene Ontology annotation, biological process: interstrand cross-link repair; double-strand break repair via nonhomologous end joining. The coding region runs from base 1 to 1812 and encodes 603 amino acids. Lineage: Eukaryota; Fungi; Ascomycota; Sordariomycetes; Sordariales; Sordariaceae. Gene Ontology annotation, molecular function: damaged DNA binding; 5'-3' DNA exonuclease activity.